AUGGGCAAUAUUUUCAGCCAGUUCUAUUUCAUUCCAUCGGCGUCGCUCACGGAGAAGAAUAGUCCCGAUCAAACAGGCCGAAUUUUUCUCGUGACAGGUGGUUAUGCAGGCGUCGGUUCUCAAUUGUGUAAAAUUCUUUAUGCCCACAACGCAACUCCCCAAAAUGCCAUAUCGAUAAUUAAAGAAGCGUCUCCUAAGAGUAGCGGUAGCAUUCAGUUUCUGCAAAUUGACCCGGCUGAUCUAUCCACGAUCAAGCCCGCGGUCAAGCAUUUUACUUCCCAGCAACAACGUCUUGACGUCCCCGUCAACAAUGCCGGUGUAUGUACUUCUUUUCCUGAACCUCCAUACAUACUUUACACACACAAGCAACUUGUUUUGUCGAGCACAAGUGCACAAAGAUACGAGUUGCAGGUAGCGACAAACUGCCUAGGUCACUACCUCCUCUACCAACUACUCCUUCCUCUCCUUGCAAAUGCUGUGGCCCCCUCUCAAACAGGUAGCGUGCGCGUCGCAUGGGCUGCUUCUAUUGCCAUCCAUGUCGACUCUCCACCAACAGGAAUACUUAUCAAUAAUGAUGGUAGUCUUAAGGAUGUUGGCGUAUCAGCCAACUAUAGCCAGGCAAAAGUUGGUAACGUCUUUCUGGCUCGAGAAUGUGCCAAGACUACUCCGCAAACAGGCGUUGUACACACGGCUUUCAACUCAGGUAAUCUGCGCACGGAACUACAACGUCAUUGGACUGGUCUCGCCAGCAAGAUAAGUGAUAAAUUCAUAGUAUAUCCUCCAGUUUAUGGGGCGUAUACGGAGCUCUGGGCAGCUAUUGCCCCUGAGAUAACACCUGAGAAGAGUGGUGCUUAUAUAUAUCCUUGGGGAAGGUUUGGCAGUCUUCCCGGUGGUAUCGAGUGUUCGAUUACUGGAGAAUCGGGUAUAUCAGCCAAAUUUGUGGAUUGGUGUGGUGAACAGACGGAGGCAUUCUUGUAGAGCCAACAGGUUGGAUUCUGGAUCGAAGAGAUGAUUCUUCCCCGCAGGUUCUUUUCCACGCGCACACUUAAAACUGUCUCUCUUCUC
Botrytis porri is the source of this 1065-nucleotide messenger RNA. RefSeq lists its product as uncharacterized. The transcript has 5 exons. The record is from RefSeq and is a predicted model, not a curated record. NCBI's taxonomy places the organism in Eukaryota, Fungi, Ascomycota, Leotiomycetes, Helotiales, Sclerotiniaceae. The coding region runs from base 1 to 978 and encodes 325 amino acids.